Triticum urartu is the source of this 1443-nucleotide messenger RNA. NCBI's taxonomy places the organism in Eukaryota, Viridiplantae, Streptophyta, Magnoliopsida, Poales, Poaceae. The record is from RefSeq and is a predicted model, not a curated record.
GUCACACCAUAUGCGCAUGGAACAUCAGAUCUUCUUGGGGUUCAAAUUGAUGCGGCAAUAAACGCAGGAAACAGUGGUGGACCGGCUUUUAAUGAGCAAGGGGAAUGCAUUGGAGUAGCAUUUCAGGUGUUCAGGUCAGAUGAAGCUGAAAAUAUUGGAUAUGUUAUUCCAACUACAGUUGUAUCCCAUUUCUUGAAUGACUAUCGGAAAAAUGGAAAAUACACAGGAUUUCCUUGCCUGGGCGUCCUACUUCAGAAAUUGGAAAACCCAGCACUGCGUGAAAGCUUGAAGGUGCCUUCAAGUGAGGGUGUUCUUGUCCGCCGGGUUGAGCCUACAGCUCCAGCAAGCAGUGUUCUGCGAAAGGGAGAUGUGAUAACAAGUUUCGACGGUGUCUCGGUAGGAUGUGAAGGAACAGUACCAUUUCGGUCCACUGAGCGGAUUGCUUUCCGCUACCUCACAAGUCAAAAGUAUGCAGGUGAUGUUGCCCAACUAGGUAUCAUUCGGGAAGGCAAGGUCAUGAAAGUGCAAACCAUUUUGCAUCCAAGAAAACAUUUAGUGCCAUUCAAUGUUGAUGGGGGUCAACCUUCUUAUCUGAUAGUUGCCGGCCUUGUCUUCACGCCUUUAACAGAACCAUUUAUAGAGGAAGAGUGUGAAGAUACUUUAGGGUUAAAACUGUUGGCAAAGGCACGAUACUCUCUAUCAACCUUCGAAGGGGAGCAAAUCGUAAUUGUAUCUCAGGUACUGGCGAACGAUGUCAACAUCGGGUACGAGCACAUGGGCAAUCAACAAGUCAUAAAACUAAAUGGAACUAUGAUAAAGAACAUCCACCACCUUGCUCAUCUAGUGGACACCUGUCAAGACAAGUUCUUGACAUUCGAAUUCGAAGACGACUUCCUCGUUGUUUUGGAUCGGGAAGAAGCAGCGGCCGCAUCGUCAGAUAUCCAAAAGGAGCAUGCCAUCCCCUCUGUAAGGUCAUUGGAUUUGUCUGAGCCCUACGUCGACACAAACCAUGAGGUCCAAAACCAAGGCGAGGAUUUCGGCGACAGUCCCGUGACAAACUUUGAACUGGGUGUUGAUUGUCUGCUGUGGGCGUGAGGAGCUGCUAUCGCUCCGUCCUAGAAACCAAGAACGCCCCAGUGAAACCAAGCAUGGGGGGUUUCAGUUGAAAACUGGUAGUAACGCCAGUGGGUUUUUCCAUCUACCCGGUGGCAAAAUACACUUGACAGCGGCAAAAGCCGAACCAUGUUGUAUUUUGUUGUAUCUCAAUGCUCGAAGGUUAGCUUAGGUGUAAUUUAGAGCGUGUUGUAUGUUAAAAUCACAGAAUGCUCCAUUCAUCAACAUUUUUCGGGGGGUUGUGGCCCUUGGCCGCCCUUUGUACAACUAGGUAACAAACGAUUCUUUGAAUUCUCGGAAGUGCAAUAAAUCAGAAAUUUUGUUGGAUUA